GCGGCUGCGGAGCUCGCCGCCUCCCUUCCUCCACGGCUCCAUGGUGGCGACCUGCUCCCGGGGCUGACCACGGCGCGGAGGGGAUGGAGUGACCGGCCGGGGAAGAUGUUUGUGAAUUCUACUGUUCCAUCAGAGGGCAAACCUAAUAAGAUUCGGAAACUCGGAGUAUAGCAGCAGGCAUGGAUGAACAGGCCCUCUUAGGGCUAAAUCCAAAUGCUGAUUCGGAUUUCAGACAAAGGGCACUGGCCUAUUUUGAACAGUUAAAGAUUUCCCCAGAUGCCUGGCAGGUGUGUGCAGAAGCUCUGGCCCAAAGGACAUACAGCGAUGAUCACGUGAAGUUCUUCUGCUUUCAGGUUCUAGAACAUCAAAUAAAAUUCAAGUAUUCAGAACUCACUGCAGCUCAACAACAGCUUAUUAGGGAAACUCUUAUAACUUGGCUACAAGCUCAGAUGCUGAAUCCCCAGCCGGAGAAGACUUUCAUUCGAAACAAAGCAGCACAAGUCUUCGCGUUACUUUUUGUUACAGAGUAUCUCACUAAAUGGCCCAAGUAUUUUUUUGAUAUUCUAUCAGUAGUGGACCUUAACCCAAGAGGAGUAGAUUUAUACCUCAGAAUCCUCAUGGCUAUUGAUGCAGAAUUGGUGGAUCGGGACGUAGUUCAUACAUCUGAGGAGGCUCGUAGGAAUACGUUAAUAAAAGAUACCAUGAGGGAGCAGUGCAUUCCAAAUCUGGUGGAAUCAUGGUACCAAAUCUUACAGAAUUAUCAGUAUACUAAUUCAGAGGUGACAUGCCAGUGCCUUGAAGUAGUUGGGGCCUAUGUCUCAUGGAUAGACUUGACCCUGAUAGCCAAUGAUCGGUUUAUAAAUAUGCUGCUAGGUCAUAUGUCAAUAGAAGUUCUCCGUGAGGAAGCAUGUGACUGUUUGUUUGAAAUUGUAAAUAAAGGAAUGGACCCAGUUGAUAAAAUGAAACUAGUGGAAUCCUUAUGUCAAGUGUUACAGUCUGCAGGAUUUUUCAGCAUUGAACAGGAAGAAGAUGUGGACUUCUUAGCCAGAUUUUCUAAGCUAGUAAAUGGAAUGGGGCAAUCACUGAUCGUCAGCUGGACUAAACUGGUUAAGAAUGGGGACAUGAAGAAUGCUCACGAGGCACUUCAGGCUAUUGAAACAAAAGUGGCUCUAAUGUUACAGCUCCUAAUUCAUGAGGAUGAUGACAUCUCCUCGAACAUUAUUGGAUUUUGUUAUGAUUACCUUCACAUUUUGAAACAGCUCACAGUGCUCUCUGAUCAACAAAAAGCUAAUGUAGAGGCAAUCAUGUUGGCCGUUAUGAAAAAAUUGACCUAUGAUGAAGAAUAUAAUUUUGAAAAUGAGGGUGAAGACGAAGCUAUGUUUGUAGAAUAUAGAAAACAACUGAAGUUAUUGUUGGAUCGGCUUGCUCAAGUCUCUCCAGAGUUGUUGCUGGCUUCUGUUCGUAGAGUUUUUAGCACUACACUACAGAAUUGGCAAGCUACUAGGUUUAUGGAAGUCGAAGUGGCAAUAAGAUUGCUGUAUAUGUUGGCAGAAGCGCUUCCAGUGUCUCAUGGUGCCCACUUCUCAGGUGAUGUUUCAAAAGCUACUGCUUUGCAGGAUAUGAUACGGACUUUGGUAACAUCUGGUGUCAGUGCCUAUCAGCAUACAUCAGUGACGUUAGAGUUCUUUGAAACUGUAGUUCGAUAUGAAAAGUUUUUUGCCGUUGAACCUCAACACAUUCCUUGUGUUCUAAUGGCGUUCUUAGACCAGAGAGGCCUACGCCACUCUAGUCCAAAAGUACGGAGCAGAACAGCUUAUCUCUUCUCCAGAUUUGUCAAAUCCCUCAAUAAACAAAUGAAUGCUUUCAUUGAGGACAUUUUGAACAGAAUUCAAGACCUGUUGGAGCUUUCUCCACCUGAAAAUGGUUACCAGUCUUUGCUGAGCAGUGAUGAUCAGCUUUUUAUUUAUGAGACCGCAGGAGUACUAAUUGUUAACAGUGACUAUCCAGCAGAAAGGAAGCAGGCUUUAAUGAGGAAUCUGUUGACUCCGUUAAUGGAAAAGUUUAAAAUUUUGUUAGAAAAAUUGAUGCUGGCGCAAGAUGAAGAAAGGCAGGCAGCCCUAGCAGACUGUCUCAACCAUGCUGUUGGGUUUGCCAGCCGAACAAGUAAAGCUUUCAGCAACAAACAGACUGUGAAACAGUGUGGCUGUUCUGAGGUUUAUUUGGACUGUUUACAGACAUUUCUGCCAGCCCUCAGCUGUCCUUUACAGAAGGAGAUUCUCAGAAGUGGCGUACGUACUUUCCUUCAUCGAAUGAUCAUUUGUCUGGAGGAAGAAGUUCUUCCCUUCAUCCCUUCAGCCUCAGAACACAUGCUCAAAGACUGUGAAGCCAAGGACCUUCAGGAAUUCAUUCCUCUCAUCAAUCAGAUUACGGCCAAGUUCAAGACGCAGGUGUCACCAUUUUUACAGCAGAUGUUCAUGCCCUUACUUCAUGCCAUUUUUGAAGCGUUGCUUCGCCCCGCAGAAGAAAAUGACCAAUCUGCCGCUUUGGAAAAGCAGAUGUUGAGGAGGAGCUACUUUGCUUUCCUGCAGACAGUCACAGGAAGUGGCAUGAGUGAAGUCAUAGCCAAUCAGGGUGCAGAGAAUGUUGAAAGAGUAUUGGUGACUAUCAUUCAAGGAGCAGUAGAAUAUCCAGAUCCUAUUGCCCAGAAAACAUGCUUUAUCAUCCUCUCAAAGCUUGUGGACCUCUGGGGGGGCAAAGAUGGACCAGUAGGAUUUGCUGAUUUUGUCUACAAACACAUUGUUCCUGCUUGUUUCUUAGCACCUUUAAAACAAACUUUUGACCUGGCAGAUGCACAAACAGUUUUGGCUUUAUCUGAGUGUGCAGUGACUCUAAAAACAAUUCAUCUCAAAAGGGGCCCAGAAUGUAUUCAGUAUCUUCAGCAAGAAUACCUCCCUUCUCUCCAGGUAGCUCCUGAAAUAAUACAGGAGUUUUGUCAAGCCCUUCAGCAGCCCGAUGCUAAAGUGUUUAAAAAUUACUUAAAGGUAUUCUUUCAGAGAGCAAAGCCCUAAGGAUCACACUGGAAAUCCCUGUACCAAUUUCUGUGAUCAGGAACUCCAGUAAUAAUUUAUACAGAUGGUAUUUUUUUUUUGGUGCCAUUCAUACUGGUGAUCUUUUUAAAGUUGCUCUGUGCUUACUGCAAUAUGUAUUUUGACAUUUUUCUGUAAAAAUGGGUAUGACUGAGUUGGCUUAAAUACAGGUAUGUAACAACAUGAAAAGUUGACCUGCAUGCCUACUCAAAGAUUGUUGUAUAGAAAAAAAAAUUGCUGUAAAAAAAUACAGCAAAGCUGUCAUGGUAUCUUUAAUUUUUUUAUUUGAAACUUAAUUGAAGUCUUUAAAGAGCAUAGUAGUGAUUAAGCAAUGUAUAUUCUAAAAAAAAAUUAUCGACUAUAACAUGUUCAACAUAAGAAUUUAAUUUUCCCUCAUGUAUGCCAAUAUUAAAAUAUGGAAGAAAAAAAGAAUCAAAACUGAUUUUUUUUGUAGAUAGCCAUGACAUUUCUUUAAGCUGUUUUAAUGCUAACAUGUGUUUCCUACAGAACACAGUGAUUUCAUAAAUUAAUUGAUUUAAAAGUAGGUG
Messenger RNA from Vombatus ursinus (common wombat), 3634 nucleotides. RefSeq names its product exportin for tRNA (gene XPOT). The record is from RefSeq and is a predicted model, not a curated record. The coding region runs from base 180 to 3068 and encodes 962 amino acids. Gene Ontology annotation, cellular component: cytoplasm; nuclear matrix; nuclear pore. The transcript is spliced from 25 exons. NCBI's taxonomy places the organism in Eukaryota, Metazoa, Chordata, Mammalia, Diprotodontia, Vombatidae. Gene Ontology annotation, molecular function: tRNA binding; small GTPase binding. Gene Ontology annotation, biological process: tRNA re-export from nucleus; intracellular protein transport.